GCCUGCUGUGCACAGCUCAGAAGGGUUUGGUCACUAGUUGGAGGCUGUGACUGGAGUCGGGAUGUUACGCGUGGAAUAGUUUAUAAACCCGAGCCCAAAUGUUAACCCGGUAUCGCUUGGAACGAUAAUAUACGAACAUCAUUUUAAAAUGACUGAUAUUAAUAAAACAAUACAAAAAUGGCACGCAAGUUUCAAAAAGGGUACAGACUUCGAUUCCUGGGGGCAAUUAGUGGAAGCUAUCGACGAGUACCAAAUAUUAGCCAGGCAUUUACAGAAGGAAGUGCAGUCAACAGCCAAUUCAUCUGAACUCUCAGAGGACCAAAAGAAAACGAUUGGCAAAAUAGCAACAUGCCUUGAAUUAAGAAGCACAGCUCUGCAGACAACACAAUCUCAGGAAGAAUUCAAAUUGGAAGAUGUGAAGACACUAGAGCCAAUUUUAAAGAACAUUCUUUCUUAUAACAAAGAUUUUCCUUUUGAUGUUCAACCUGUCCCUAUAAGGAAAAUCUUGGCACCUGGAGAAGAGGAGAACUUGGAGUUUGAGGAAGAGGAGGAAGGUGGAGCCGGAGCAGGGACUCCUGACCUCUUCACCACCAGAGUUCCAGGAGCUGUUGAAGGUACCCUCCUACCACGACUGCCCUCUGAACCAGGCAUGGCCCUGCUCACUAUAAAAAUAGAAAAAAUCGGACUGAAGGAUGCAGGGCAGUGCAUCGACCCUUACGUGACAGUCAGCAUCAAAGAUAUUAAUGGAGUAGACCUAACCCCUGUGCAAGACACUCCUGUGGCUACAAGAAAAGAAGAUACAUAUGUACACUUUGCUGUUGAUGUGGAAAUUCAGAAACACAUUGAGAAGUUGCCAAAGGGAGCUGCUAUUUUUUUUGAAUUCAAACAUUACAAACCCAAGAAGAAGUUUACAAGCACAAAGUGUUUUGCUUUUAUGGAAAUGGAUGAAAUCAAAGCUGGAGAGAUAGUUAUAGAACUAUACAAAAAGCCAACCGACUUCAAGAGAAAAAAGCUGCAUUUGCUGACCAAGAAACCACUGUAUCUCCACCUCCAUCAAACACUGCACAAGGAGUAACGUACUGUGGACCUUGUGGUAAAUGUGGGGGAUGGAGAUGUGUUAUGUAUACAGCAGAACCCCUGUUGUGCUGGGCAGCACAUCUAUAAUCAACUACAUGCAAUAACAGCAACAUUGUUCAGUGUUCCUUGAAGACAACAUUCUCUGUCCAAACUGCUGCUGGUGCUAUUCAGGAAAUGUUACACUGGUUAACAUCCAGUUUAUUAUUUUAGCAACUGAUUAAUCCUGAAAUGUUGGACAACUUUACAACAGCGGGCUGAAUGAGAAAUACAAGUGUUACUAAUGGAGCAGUCUUCAUAUUUAAAACCACAGGCAUUGGAUAUCCAUGCUGUGAUGAUUGAGACAGCAGUUUUGUAAUUAACUGUUAAACUAAAAAAACAAAAUUAAGUGGACAAAGAAAGAAUCUUAGCUUCUGUGUUUUGACGUAUACGUGUGAUGGUGAACAGUAUGCAGUGGUACUUUUAACAAAGACCCUCUGCCUAUAUGGAAGCUUAGCUAGAAAUGUAUUUGAAGUGCCAGAGUGAGAUGUGUUUGGCCAAAGCUGUAAAAUUGUAUUCUUUGUCUAAUCAUUGUACUACAACAGCAUGCAGCACUGUUUUAUUUUUGCAUUUGUACAUAACUGUUCAUUAACACUUGUGGAAUUUAUAAUAUUUUUUGUGGUAUUAUGUGCGUGGGAAGAGAAAAGGGUUAGAACCAAGACAUUGACUGACUGCUUUAAUUCAUGCUGUGCCAAUCUGUAUAUUCAUACCAACAGUGACUUACAUGGAGAGAAAAACAAUGAGACCCAUGAUCACCACUGAGCAAUAUUCAGUCACAACCCAGUAAUUUUAAUCUUUAUUAAUAAAUUCUCAAUAGUAAAAUAAGUUACAUCUGGCCUUGCUUGUACAGGGUGUUCCUGUGUUUUUGUUCCCCCCCCCCCCCCCCCC
Messenger RNA from Amblyraja radiata (thorny skate), 2001 nucleotides. RefSeq names its product axin interactor, dorsalization associated (gene aida). The record is from RefSeq and is a predicted model, not a curated record. Gene Ontology annotation, cellular component: membrane. Bases 149 to 1075 code for a protein of 308 amino acids. Gene Ontology annotation, biological process: determination of ventral identity. The transcript is spliced from 11 exons. Lineage: Eukaryota; Metazoa; Chordata; Chondrichthyes; Rajiformes; Rajidae. Gene Ontology annotation, molecular function: phosphatidylinositol binding.